Messenger RNA from Exophiala xenobiotica, 1345 nucleotides. RefSeq lists its product as uncharacterized. Gene Ontology annotation, cellular component: ESCRT III complex; multivesicular body. The transcript has 2 exons. Bases 232 to 852 code for a protein of 206 amino acids. Lineage: Eukaryota; Fungi; Ascomycota; Eurotiomycetes; Chaetothyriales; Herpotrichiellaceae. Gene Ontology annotation, biological process: protein transport; endosome transport via multivesicular body sorting pathway; late endosome to vacuole transport. The record is from RefSeq and is a predicted model, not a curated record.
CUUCACGAUACUACUUAUCUGAGAGAAGCGACUCAUCAGACCCAGAAGAACAUACGCCAAAAUCGAAUCCCAUAAGCAAGCACUCUAGUGCCAUCAUUAUCUCGAAUCCAAAUUUUCAGUGGUAGAAGAGAGAGCGCGACUGUCAUUCACCAGCACUCGCUCCCCCCAACCACACCAAAUCCACUUACAGUCGACAUCUGUUUGAGCCGACUCGAUAGCGGCUGUCUCAGAAUGUCGGGCCUCGAGAAGGCACUAUUUAAUCUGAAGUUCACCUCCAAGCAAUUGAAUCGACAAGCCGCCAAAGCCGACCGCGAUUCGCGCGCCGAACAAGCCAAACUCAAGAAAGCCCUAACCCAGAACCCACCUCAACCUCAAAUCGCCCGCCUAUAUGCCACAAAUUCGGUGCGAAAUUCCCAGCAACGCAUCCAGCUUCUUACUCUCGCUGCUCGUCUCGAUGCAGUCGCCGCACGAGUCCAGACGGCCAUAACCAUGCGAACUGUGACAAGCUCGAUGGCCCAGACGGUCAAGGGGAUGGACAUAGCGUUGAAGAGCAUGGAUCUGGAAAAGAUAGGUGCCGUCAUGGAGAAAUUCGAAGCGCAAUUCGAGGAUCUUGAUGUCGUUUCUGGAUACUACGAGGGCGUGGCCAGCGGCGUAGAAAAUCAGCAGGUCGGUGUCGAAGGCCAAGGAGAAGUUGAAGCCUUGAUGAGCCGGGUUGCCGACGAGGCAGGCGUUGAAAUUUCCCAAGAAAUGCAGCAGAAAGUACCAGAGCACGAGCUCCAGCAAGCAGAGACCGCAGAAAGAGCGAAACUCGAGGAAGGCUUGGGCGACAGAUUAAGAGCUCUGAGGAAUUGAGAACCUUUCCUUUGUGUGGUUGACGAGAGGCUUCACGAGCAAUGACGAUUUUAUGCAGAACUAUGUUAUUAUCCUGCUGGGGUUUGCUGCUGACAUUGGUAUAUGGAGUGCAGGUCUAUGCACGUAUCUUGUUCGAUCAAAGAUUCUAGCCUCACCAUUCGAGGGCCACUCCACACCCAAAGGCUCAUAUCUGUGCUUCUGGUCCUCAGGAGAGAUUGGAAACGGUAAUGUCCAGAAACAGUUAUAGUCGGUACAGCCCGAUUAUCAUGUUCAACCGUAACAGGGACGCCCAACGCUUCCAAAGUAUAACUGGAGAACAGACGACACCGCCCUCGAUCAUUUGGUCUUCCUACCAUCCUCCGCUUUCUGUGCCUUCACUCUCUCCUUCUGCCUCGUCUCCGCCAAUUGAUUAUCCCUGAUGAUCUGGUCUUUGGCGACAGGCCAGGCUUUCCUCUUCCCCAUAUCAAACAACCUCCAUAUGGCAGGCGAAAAG